Schizosaccharomyces cryophilus OY26 is the source of this 4592-nucleotide messenger RNA. RefSeq lists its product as uncharacterized. Bases 910 to 2307 code for a protein of 465 amino acids. The record is from RefSeq and is a predicted model, not a curated record. The transcript has a single exon. NCBI's taxonomy places the organism in Eukaryota, Fungi, Ascomycota, Schizosaccharomycetes, Schizosaccharomycetales, Schizosaccharomycetaceae.
CGGACGGGAACUGGUGUUUUCGCCUAGGUGUGGCCGUAGACAGUUAAAGAUUUCAUUUAAAUUCUUCAUUUUGAAUAAUAAAACAACAAAUACUAUCCAUAUGCGCCAUGUCACGUUAGUAAUUCUCACGGUUCAUGAGAAUUAAUAUCGAAUGGAAAUAAUAUCUACGAUUGAAGAAAUGUAUACUUGAAUUGGAUUCUGUUGUACUACGUAUAUACACGCUAGUAAUGUCCAGGGAUCUGCUUAACUAAAUUGAAAGUUUUUUGAUGAUCUUAUAUAACCACACCUUUAGUUUCUUUCUUUUGGGUUAACAAAUAUACGUCUGUCAGGCUAUUUAAUAAAGUAGUCUUCUGUCAUCCUCGAAUGGACAUUCAUCAGCCCGUCUUAGUAAAGAAAAAUUUAUCGGACGAUUUUUAUUGUCUAAAGCCAACUAUAUAAAGAUACGAAUGAACUACUUAAUCGCCGAGUUUUAAUUUUAAAGUUCACCUUGCUAUCUAGACUACAUCCUUGCUCUUCUACUUGAAAUCAGCAACUGUUUCGCUUACAAUGUUAAGGCACCCGUAAAGCGUGCAAACUCAUUUUUGUUAUUACCUUAAAUUUGAAUAUGUCAGAGCCAAUUCCAAACUACUUUUCUUCCAUCUCGGAUUUCGCAAGAAUUACUUCUUCCACAAGCUUCCUUACGACUGUCAACGUUAAGCAAAAAAUAUGUUUGCUAACUCUGUUUCUGUGAAAUGAUGAUGCGAUGUUAUAUAUAGAAAAAAACAGGAUAGGCAAGAAAUUAAACUAAGGGGAUGAAGCGUAACCUUCUCAAACAUUGACUUUGUUACGUUAAACGGGGAGUUCGUCUUGACUUUCCUAAGGAAGUGCUUGUCUUUCACCAACUUCUUUUCAAUACCUCAGACAUGCAAAAUGUUUUUAUUUAGCAAGAAAGGAUUAAUUUCUUUGCUUUUAUGCACGUUUUCUUCAUUAAUUCAAGCUCGAGAUAACUCACUUUUUUUGUACCAACCCCGAGUCUAUCCUGAUCUUAUUGAUUAUCAAAGUUUCCAAUUGGCUGUUUAUUGCAAACGGGUGAAUGCAGAUGAAAAUCAUCCUAAAUAUAGCUCCAUACAAACCUAUGAAAGGAUAGGUGGAGGAAUGGCAGUAGCUUAUUUUCCAAUGGAAGAAUGGGAGUUAGUACUUGGUAAUAGCGGACUUGAAAAAGAUUGUUUAAACGAGCUUUAUCACAAAAAUUGGGAUUUUUUUUUAUUUGAAUACAUAUGCCCUGAAAAAAGAGAUAUUUGGACUGGCCCAUUUUCCUACAGCAGUGAUUCCAUUCGUACAUUCAGCUUUCCAUCCAAUAUUACUCACCCAAAUCAAUUCUUUGAGGUUGAAGAAAAACACAGAGGAACGUUUUGCCUUGCAACGAAGCCACUUUCAAAGAAAGGAUCCCCAAGUAUACCAUAUGUUCAAAUGGGUUACAAUAGCAGCCAGGAACCCUUAUUCACUGAGGUAUAUACUAAAGACGCUCUUUACUACGCUCCUCUGAUAUUUACCUUUGGGUCUCUUUUGUUUUCUCUUUAUUGGAUAUGUGCGAUGUAUUCUCAGAGAUCAAAAAUCCUUCCCAUUCAAUACGGACUUUUGGUGCUCAUUUUAAGUUCUGUCUUUGGGCUCCCAUUUUUCUUUUGGUGGAAAAAAUCUUGCAAUUACAAUUAUUUAGGUUUUUUUGUCCCUUGGCAUGUUUUAGAUAUCAAACAAGCUUUCGAUUCUUUCAUUGAACGGCUGUUACUCCUUUUUGUUUCCUUUGGCUUUGGUGUAUGGCGUCCAAUUCACCGAAAGCUCAUUUUAGGAAUGACACUUGUUUUACUUUUUCCUUUUGCAUAUCAUAGUAUUUUGAAGAUGCUUCAUUGGAAGACUAAGCUAAGUGAAACAGCUUUGGAUUCCAUUGAUACAUUUUUAAAUGACUCUAGCUUUAGUUUGGUUGGAUUAACAACUCUAUAUUUAAACCGAACUUUAACAUCUACGCCAUACAUAAAAUCAAAAGAAUCUCUUCGAGUCGCAAAGCAAUCUCUUUACUAUUGUGUUGCGCUUUUUCUGAUUUUAACUUUUGCAAAAUCAUAUUUUGGUUAUGUUGAAAUAUUUAGGAAAACUUUUCUGUCAGAUAGCUUUAUCUGUUGGACGUUUCGUUAUGUAACUAAAAUUCUAAUUCCCUGCUAUAUCUGGCAUCCUUCAAAAAACAAAUGGAUCCUUUAUCACAAGGAAGAGGACAAAGAUUACUUGAAACUUAAGAUAGGAAGCUUUCCCGCUAAUUUCGGUUAUCCAGAAACUUGAGCAGUAAUCUGCAGAAGUCUCAGUCGAUUUUCGUAAGCAUGAAUGCUUAAAGACAGAUUUGAUAAGAACUAGAUCCUUAAAAAUUGUACAAACUUACAAGCGUUGAGAACAAAAACAUAGUUUCAUGGUUUUUGUUUUCGCUAAAGCAGUGGCCAUUAAUUCGUAUGUUGAUGACAACAACAUUAAUAGAAUAACUGAAUUGACGAAAUCAACUCGUUCCGCUAUGUCAUUUCCCGUAUGAGCAAUCAAGUUGUUGGAAAUAAUAUAAUAUAAGGCUCCCUAUAAUCGCGAUGCUCUUCUAAAGUUAAUCUAACCAUUCACAUUGCUUUCUUAUCGUCCAUAAUCUAUCUAACUUGCUUUUCCAUAAUUAUAAAUUUCAUAUCCGCCUUCAGCCUUUCCAUAUCAUCCUCUCACAAACAAAUCGAUCGCAUUCACGCUAUCCUGCCUCUUUGGCAUGAAAUAUACCAGCCCUUUAUAGCAGUACAAAGCGUAGUCUCCGUACAGCCUCAGGCUUGCCCAAUCCAAGGUUGGAAAACAAGUUCAUAACAAUCUUUUCGCCCACGGAUUGAGGGUGGUUCCAUUUGAUAUUUCCAUCUUUGUUCAAAGGAGAUGAAAUUUUUUCCGGGCUGCGACUACGCAAAGUAGCGAUACCACUGGUGUUGUACUCUGAGUUCGAUGUUUUCGGGUUUACCGUCAAAUUAAGCUGUGAUGCGACAAGACUCAACGACUCCUCAAGCAGGUUUUCACGUGCACAUACGUAUGAUAACUCAUUUUUGUACAAGCCUUUGGUAUGUCUUUGGAAUAUCCAAGUAUCGCCGCAUACCGAGGCGUGGGCAAUUUUGUGUUGGCUCAGCUAUGGGAUGUAAGCGAGCAAGCAAAAAGUACAACUGAUUCUUAGAUCAAGGAGCUGAGAGCGUCGUCCAUGGAAAUGUAUCCUAAAAAAUUGUAACACGUUUCGUAGCAAGUGCUUUCAGAGUUUUGAGUUUUUAGAAAGAAGAGGAAUGGAAGGUGAAAUAAGGCCAGGAUAUUUGAAGGAAGAGGAGGUAUUAAGGGAAGUUUUGGUUUUGUCAAGUUGCUAUAAGUGACGAUAGGUAUAUAAUACACUUUAUUUUGCAAUUUGAUGAUCAGCUUUGGAGUCUAAAUUAUAAGAGUCAUCUAACAGGGGAUAAGGUUGCUGGCGGGAAAGGUUUCUGGAUGCCAGCUCUUUGCUAGUAAGUAAUUCGUUUUAGCAGGCCUUCAAAAGGAAAUACAUGUCUGAAGCUAACCACAAAAUGUCCAUUGUGCUAUGCUGACCAAUAAAUGUAUGUACGCUUGAAGGAAAAUAACUGGUUUGAAUCAAAUGCGAAUUCGUUGAAGCUUCCUAUAAUGAUUCUGCGACAUGCAACGAUGGUUUCAUCUGACAUGCUGAAGGGUAAAUUGAGCUCUCUGAAUGCAUCCAUCGUUAGUAUUGAGGGAUCGUGCCUGAGGUCUUUUACAAUCAAAUAAGGAAUCUUGUCCAAUUGGAAAUACUUUUAUUACCUUUACCUGAACCUUCGUGCAGCCUUGCCAGCUCGUCAUUGGAAAGUUUACGGAAGUUUUUAAGGUCGUUCGUCAUGGUAUUGAUAACUGCCGGUUUAUGGGCAGGCGUUAGUCAAAGCUAGAAAAGGCUUAUUUGAGUAUAUAUUAUGAGGAAUGGAAGAUUUCCAAUGAUGUCUCUCUGUUACCCGAAUCCUCGAAAAAGGUCCAUUCAUGUAUGUCAAGGUAAUUAACGUUGCUGUCACACAGCUAUGGUCAACGCAGUGUCUUUUUACAAUACUCUGUCAAAUUUCAUCUAAGAAAACCACAUCGUAUUCGUGAGUAUAUAGUACAGUUAUACAGUAAUAUGAUUUGUUGAAGGUUAUACGAAUAGUCAAAAUAUAAAUGACGGAGAGUAUGUAUCGGAGGAAGCUACUGCAUUGGACAUACAACGAAUAAAGAAGCAAAAUCUAGGGUUAAAAGAAAAAAAAAUAUGCUAAAGUUGCAGAUUCAGCCUUUUGAAACGCUUUCUCCGUGAAGUUGUAUUCAUCUUACUUUUAUUUACUGUUACCUAUGAAGGGACAAUUACCAGAUUGUAAAUUGAUAUAUUAAGGAAGCGUCGCAGGAUCGAUUCUCUAUUAAAAAUUAAGGGUUAAAUAGAAGCUAUGAAGGUUGAACAGCCUCUGAUGCAGAUUUUAGUGGGAGUAGUUUUCAUUUGAAGACUGAAGCGGGUAAAAUGUUUGUUACUCAAAACACGUAGAGAAUAUAAAACAUUAAGAAUGCAAUAGCAG